UGGGCUGAUGUGGCAGUCAAUUAGAGCAUCUAGAUUUUACUUUUGGCGGGAAAACGAAAUUUGGUCUAAAUGGUUCACGCGGAUCUUCAUUCAUCGAUUUGAAAAAUCUUGGUAAUCUAAUAACCUUUAUGUCCAAUCUUCCAUCGAUACUCUCAUAUCAACUCUCUUCCAUCCCAAUCUUGAAACGGCGAUACAAUCUUUAGAUCAUAUUCAGAUUUAGUUUUUGAAGGAUCAACAUUACAAACGCAAUAAUGUCUUUUUACAAGUCAAUGUCUGCACUUACCAGAGAUUUUUUGGUUAUACCUCUUCAUUUUUCAAAGAUAUGGUUAUCUUCUGCUGUUGGUGAUAAUAUGGUAGUCAUAAAGAGUAUCAACGAAAAGGUGUGGAAUGUUAAUUUCUCCAAGAACAAUGGUACCUUUGCCUUUACAGAAGGAUGGUCAAAGGUUGUAUGUGACCUUUCUUUAUCUGAUGGUUGUAUACUUCUUUUCAAGCAAGUUAAUCCGUAUAAUUAUAUACUCACACCUUUUUUCAAGGAAACACCUUAUCCACUAUGUGAUCCAGGCAUCUCUUUGUUUCUAUCCAUCUCAUCUUUGCCGAAUAGGAAUUACAUAGAGUCGUUCUGUCAUGUUUUCAAUGAUCAAAGUGUUAAUACACUGCUUCUUCCUACGUUUGUUGUUAAAAACACUAUUGGUGUUGGUAAACUUAGAAGACCAAUGAAGGUUCAUCUAAAUUCAUGGGACUCUUUUCUUUUUAGUGGGCCGUUUUUAUGUCUUUACCACUGGAUUGGACCGCUUACUCCACCCAAACUCACAAACAUGGGCCCUUUUAAAAUGGCGAAAUAA
Messenger RNA from Helianthus annuus (common sunflower), 842 nucleotides. RefSeq lists its product as uncharacterized. The transcript is spliced from 7 exons. The record is from RefSeq and is a predicted model, not a curated record. Bases 252 to 842 code for a protein of 196 amino acids. NCBI's taxonomy places the organism in Eukaryota, Viridiplantae, Streptophyta, Magnoliopsida, Asterales, Asteraceae. Gene Ontology annotation, molecular function: DNA binding.